GUGUGUUGUUGUAAAUGUUGUUUGAUGUGUGUGAUGUAGAUCAUCUUCCUCUCAGACUGAGUGGAGGGAAGGGUUUGUGUUCGGGGAGACUGGAGGUUUAUCAUAACUCUGUGUGGGGUUCAGUCUGUGAUGAUCUGUGGGACAUCAGAGAUGCUCAGGUGGUCUGCAGGCAGCUGGGUUGUGGAGCAGCAUUGAGUGCUGAUGGGAAUGAAGCGUUUGGUGCUGGUGAAGGUGUUGUGUGGAUGAACAGAGUCGAGUGCAGAGGGACUGAGAUUCACCUGUGGGACUGUCCUCAUGUCCUGAAAAAACAAACUGACUGCUCACACAAAGAACAAGUUAAACUCAUCUGUGCAAACUUGUCGGUGUCUACAACUCCUGCCACAACAACAUCAGCUUCUCCUUCAGUUUCUCAGACAAAAAGGAGAUCAGUGCCUCCUCCACAAACUCCUCCUCUCUUCAAUCCUCCAGUGGUUGUGAUUGUACUGGGAGUUUUGCUCUCACUGCUCUUAGUGCCGCUGCUGAUACUGAUUCAACACAACAGAGAGAUGAGGAGAGGUACAGAGAUCCACACAUCACAUACAAGUACACAUCUGACAUAUUGAACUACAUCAGACAUCAACAUCAAUCUUACUACAGACUUGUUCAGUGUAUCAU
Paramisgurnus dabryanus is the source of this 654-nucleotide messenger RNA. The record is from RefSeq and is a predicted model, not a curated record. Lineage: Eukaryota; Metazoa; Chordata; Actinopteri; Cypriniformes; Cobitidae.